AUGGCCAUGUACCAGCAACUCAGGCGUGGGGGCGCACCCAGACGCUUCGAUGAAUACUUCCGCUGCUAUCCCAUCGCCAUGCUACCCGGCCCAGAGCGUGAAGAGGCAAACCAUGGCGGCAAAGUGUUCCUUCCUCCCAGCGCUCUCGACAAACUCACACGGAUGCACAUCACAUACCCGAUGCUGUUCGAGCUCAUAAAUGGCAAGCAAGAUGGCAGGAAGACACAUGCAGGUGUGCUGGAGUUUAUCGCUGAGGAGGGCAAGAUCUACCUGCCGUACUGGCUCAUGCAGACUCUUCUUCUCGAGCCUGGAGAUCUCCUGCAGGUCAAGUCAACGGACCUGCCACUAGGCACCUUCAUCAAGCUACAGCCACAAGAUCCCUCUUUCCUCGACAUCUCAGACCCCAAGGCGGUUCUCGAGAAUGCCUUCCGCAACUUCUCCUGCCUCACCACCGGCGACAUCUUCACAUUCUCAUAUAAUGACAAUGUCUACAGUAUAGCAGUCCUAGAGACACGGCCCGACCAUCCCAGCAAAGCCAUCUGCACACUUGAAACAGACUUGUCGGUCGAUUUCGCACCGCCAGUAGGAUAUCAAGAACCACAGAAGACCAGCGGGACAAGUACACCGCGGAGUGGCAAGGGCGUCAUGGCAGGAAAAGGCGGCACACUACACUCACAUGGAACCAUGGCUGAGGCUAUCAACUAUGCUGCGAUAGCACCCUCAUCAACCACGGCCGCUGCUGGGGCCAAGGCUGCAUCAUCACACUUCCUCACCACAGGACACAAGCUCAGCAAAAAGGGCAGCAAGACACCUACUCCACAAGCCUCGACACCUGUUGCAGGACAUUCUACAAAUCCUCCACCAACAAUUCGGCGCACCAAUGGUCCGCAGCCGCUCAGAUUGCCAGAGGGUAAGCUGUUCUUUGGAUACGAGAUCAAGCCUGUCAAGGGCAAAGAAGAGGACAGCGAGCAAAAGGAGUCGAAACAUUUUGAGGGCGCUGGUCAGACACUGCGCAAGAAGAAGGGCGAUAAAUAG
Plenodomus lingam JN3 is the source of this 1035-nucleotide messenger RNA. RefSeq lists its product as uncharacterized. The record is from RefSeq and is a predicted model, not a curated record. Gene Ontology annotation, molecular function: polyubiquitin modification-dependent protein binding. NCBI's taxonomy places the organism in Eukaryota, Fungi, Ascomycota, Dothideomycetes, Pleosporales, Leptosphaeriaceae. Gene Ontology annotation, cellular component: VCP-NPL4-UFD1 AAA ATPase complex.